Messenger RNA from Meleagris gallopavo (turkey), 2313 nucleotides. NCBI's taxonomy places the organism in Eukaryota, Metazoa, Chordata, Aves, Galliformes, Phasianidae. The record is from RefSeq and is a predicted model, not a curated record.
CCUGCCCUGCUGUUUGAUGGGUCCCCACUCGUGUUGAGCUCUGGUGGUUCCCCACUCAAGUUGGGCUGUGGAUGGCGAUGCUUCGGGGAGGGACUGACGCUGCGCUCCUUACACCCAGUGGUGCUCAUCGGGGACUCUGGCGUGGGGAAGAGCAACCUGCUGUCCCGCUUCACCCGCAACGAGUUCAACCUGGAGAGCAAGAGCACCAUCGGGGUGGAGUUUGCCACCCGGAGCAUCCAGGUGGACAACAAGACGGUGAAGGCACAGAUCUGGGACACGGCCGGGCAGGAGCGGUACCGCGCCAUCACCUCCGCGUACUACCGUGGGGCGGUGGGAGCGCUGCUGGUGUACGACAUCGCCAAGUAUCUGACGUAUGAGAACGCCGAGCGUUGGCUGACGGAGCUGCAGGACCACGCCGACGCCAACAUCAUCAUCAUGUUGGUGGGCAAUAAGAGCGACCUGCGGCACCUGCGCGCUGUGCCCACCGACGAGGCCCGGAGCUUUGCAGAGAAGAAUGGGCUCUCCUUCCUUGAGACGUCGGCUCUGGAUUCCACCAACGUGGAGAUGGCAUUCCACAACAUCCUUUCUGAGAUCUAUCGCAGCGCGGCACAGCGGCAGAUCGCGGCGCAGCCCGAGGCUCAGUUCGGCCCCAGCAGCUCGGUGGAGCCCAUCCAGGUGCUGCCCACGCAGGACGGCCGCCAGGCGCAGUGCUGUCAGAGCAUCUGAGCCUCUGCUCAGCACCUUCCUCACCGACGCUGCGGGACGCUGCUGUGUGCUGCCUUCCUCCCGUGCUUAUGUAGGACCUGCAGUGAGGGAAGGGAGAAGCGUCCCUGUUCUGUCCCUGUGUUUAUGCAGGAUCUAUACCAAGGAAGGGAGAAGCAUCCCUAUUUUGUACUCGUAUUUAUGUAGGACCCACACCAAAGGAGGGGAGAAGCAUCCCUACUUUGUCCCUGUGUUUAUGUAGGAUCUGCAGCGAGGGAAGGGAAAAGAAGCCUUAUUUUGUAUCCAGAUUUAUGUAGGACCUGCACAAAAGAGAAGAGAAGAGCAUCUCUUCCUCAUCCCUGCUGUUAUGUAGGACUUACACUAAGGGAGGGGAGAAACAUCCCUGUUUUGUCCCUGCAUUUAUGUAGGAUCUACACAGAAGGGAAGGGAGAAACAUCUCCAUGUUAUCCCUCAUGUUUAUGUAGGAUCUACACCUCCUGCUGGGGUUUGGGCCCCAAUGCAUCCCCAUGUCACCCCAACACAUCCCCAUGUCACCCCCCAUGUCACCCCCCAUGUCACCCCCCAUGUCACCCCAACGCGUCCCCGUAUCACUCCCAUGUCCUCGCGUUCCUCUGCCAGUCACAGCAGUUCCAGCAGUCCCUACAAAGGGAAGAGUCUCAACAUGUGCUGGGUAUCCUCCCCAGCAGGGAGGUCGUGGGGGGGGCAGGAGGGUCCCCAGGAGGUCAUCCCCAUCAUGGGGUGUGGGUGGGGGGGGUUGGGAGGUCCCUCUGUCCCUGCUGGACAUCCGGGCUGGGUGUCACCUGGGGAUGAAGUGGGUGAAGUGGGAAUGCGGGACGAAGCCCAGCAUGAAGUUACUGCGGGGGUUCCUGCUGGUCGUUACGGUCCUGGUCAGUCUGGUCCUGUAAGCUCCUGCUGGUCGUUACGGUCCUGGUCAGUCCGGUCCUGUAAGCUCCUGCUGGUCAUUAUGGUCCUGGUCAGUCCGGUCCUGUAAGCUCCUGCUGGUCAUUAUGGUCCUGGUCAGUCUGGUCCUGUAAGCUCCUGCUGGUCAUUAUGGUCCUGGUCGUUACGAUCCUGGAGGCUCUUUCAGGUGGUCACGGUCCUGGGGGAUCCUGCUGGUCGUUGAGAUCCUGGAGGUUCCUGCUGGUCGUUAUGGUCCUGGACAUCCCUUCAGGUCGUUACGAUCCUGGUGACUCCUGCUAGUCGUUCAGGUCCUGCUCAUUGUGCUUCUGGAGACUCCUAGUUGUUACAGUCCUGGAGACUCCUGCUGGCUUUUACGGUCCUGGUCCUUACGGUUAUGGAGACUCCUGGUCGUUAUGGGCCUGGAGGUUCCUCCUGCUGGUCAGUUUUUCUGGAGGCUCUUUCUGGUCAUUAUGGUCCCCGUUUGAGCAAGGGCAUCACAUCAGCUCUGUGCCCACAUGGGAGUGGGGCACGAGGAGGAGGAGGGUGGGAGGAAGAGCAGAGCAGCGUGGCUGUGGCACCUGGGGCAGGAAGCAGCCAGAACCCCCCCAGAAGCAGACAGACAGACAGACGAGAGCAGACGCCGAUUUUCUUAAGUAAUAAUACUUUAAUAAAAUUAAGUUCUUAAUGUAA